UCCGUUUGAACGUUUCGGCGCGCAGUGUACGAAGCGAGAAGCAAACUGAAAGCAGAAUUUCACGAAAUAAACCAAAAUCUAUGAAGCACAAAAAGGACCAGAAAUAUCCAAAUACAGAUUACACAAACAAAUUCCUGCCCGGCUGGAUAAGAGAAAAGGGUAAUUUAUCAGCAGUGCAUAUAAAACCUCACCAGUUACCUCCACAGCCGUACGAAGAAUUUGAGGACGUUCUUAAAGAAUUUGAGGAAGACAUGGAAAAAGAUCGCGAAGAAUCAUUGUCCAACAGCAAUGAAGAUGAUCAAAUAGAUCUGAGUGAAAGCACGAAUCUUGUGUUUUGGUCGCUGAUACUCAAUGAUGCUAAUGAAGCAUGGAUUCUUAGAAAUCCAGGAAAUUCUUCUUUUGCAUCUCUCCUCAACAGCAAUGAAAAUGAUUCUUCUGAGAAUUGUUCCUGUUCAAAUGAAGAAAAUGGAUCUGAACCAAGCCUAUCUAUUCAUGAAAUUGAUGACGUUUUUAAAGAACCGGAUGCAGCCUCUGAAGAAGACAUGUCAAAUGCCAUCCCCGUCAUCCGUGAAUACAUUAAAGGGACAUGGAAUAAUAAACUGCAGAGGGCAUUGUGGAUCACUUGUAAAGAAUAUAGAUCUGCAAUGUUCCCAAAGCUGAGCUAUUUGGUGACACCAAAACUGAAAGAAGAGAAUAUUUACAUAUUGAAAAAUUUAUGUAUAUACUCUUCCAAUUAUUAUCUUGCAAAUAAAUCUAAUUAUGUUAAAUACUUUACUUCAGGUGAUAUGGUG
This is a messenger RNA of Gryllus bimaculatus (two-spotted cricket), 791 nucleotides long. NCBI's taxonomy places the organism in Eukaryota, Metazoa, Arthropoda, Insecta, Orthoptera, Gryllidae. The record is from the annotation of a GenBank genome assembly.